UAUUUUUUGAUCAAUUUAUAUAAAUUAUGAAAAGUUAACCGAUUCAUCAAUGCAAUUACUUCGAUAAUUAAUCGAAACGCUGGCAGUGCCAUCUAGCAUAAAACAAAAAACAUUUAAAUGUCAAUGUCAAACCAUUUGCUUUUGUUCCUUAUUUAUUGGGCACUAUUGGUUAUAUACUAGUUUUGCAUUCUAUUAAUUCAUAUUUAAAAAAAAGAAUCUAUUUCAAACAAUAAGAAAUUCAAUUUCGUGCGCUCAUAUUAGUUCAAAUAAGACUAAUCAGAAAUAAUUUAUUAUUAUAUAGUUUGAGAUGUCAAGUGAUGAAAAUAGCGACGACUUAAGUGCGUGCACUGAUAGCGAAAAACGUUCCAAACGUCUGUCCGGAUCACACAAAAAAUCGAAAAAACAUAAAAAGCAGAAGAAAUCUAACAAAACUGAAAAAUUUCAUAAGAGUCACAAGAAAUAUAAAAAAAGACGUAGACAAAGUGAAUCUUCAGAUAUGGCAUCUGAAGUUUCCACUACUAAGCGUACACCAGCCACUUUAAAUGAAAAAUUUGCGGAAAUAAUGCAAAAAGCCAGCAAGGAUACGACAAGUUUUCUACGUGUUGAACAACACGCCAAUGGUAAUAAAUUUAGUAUAACAAGACCUAAUAUGCAAACAGAUCCCAGUAGUUUAGUUGAAGAAAUUACUAGAACCAUACAAACCAAAGUCUUGCCUGUAAUGGAAGUUGGAAGUUCGGGUAGUGAUAGCGAAGUUCCAAAUGAUGAUGUUAGUCCCGAAGUGGCAAUAAUUGAAGACGAUCUUAACUUAGAAGACCUGAUGAAACAGAAAGCCUUACUACAAGCGCGCUUAGGUGCUUACAUGUCAGAAUCCGAGGGUGAGGAUAAACAUACAAAUUUAAUUGAGAAACAGCAAGACAGUGCACAGCAAAAUUUUGACAUAACUGUGGCAGUAGGAGCCAAGGAAAAGACUUCCAGCCCUUCAACUUCACAUAUUAGUAAAAAUAAUAAUAAAAUUUCUAAAUCAAAUUCUACUGAACCAGUUGUAAUAUUAUUGGAUGAUUCUAGUGGUCAUAAUACACCGGAAAGGCAACGCAAACCUCGUGUUAGCAGUAAUGAUACAAAGAAAGACCAACGUAUAAGUUCACCAAAACGGUCAUCAGCUCGCAAAGAGUAUGAAAAUGAAUACCAUAAACAGCGAAGACGUACACGAAGCCGAACACCACGGCGGGAAUUAGAUACAUAUAAAAAUCAACGAGAAAGUAGUCGAAGUCUUCAGCGUCGUGAACUUAUUGAUCAAAAUAGACAUAAAGAAGAUUUACGUCAGGAAAUUAAUCGUGAUAAGGAACGUGAAAGAAACAGCAGGGAGCGUGAACGCAAAGCAAGAGAAAAUAGGUCACGUUAUGAUGAUAGUUCUGUCAGAGGACGUGAUCGGGAACGUGAUAGAGAUAGGGGUAGAGACAGAGAAAGAGGUCGUGAUAGAGAUCGUUGGAAUCGUGAACGUUCACAUAGUCGUAGUAAAGAAGAAUCAGAUCGUCGACGCAAUGAACGUGAUCGCUUACAACGAGAGAGAGAAGAAAGGCGUAGUGAUCGUGAUCGUCCUCGUGUUCGUCCAGAUAAAUAUCGUGAUUCUCUUAGUGAAGGUCAAAACCAAAAAAUGAAUGAAUCGAGUAGCGACGGCGAACUGAAUUUAGAUAUAGAUAUAAAUGACGAAGAUGACGAUGAAGAAAAAAUUAUUGAGAUGCGGCGUAAACAACGAGAGGAGCUUUUAAAAAAAUUAAAAUCUAAUAGCGAUACUGAAGACGUAACAAAAGCUGAACCAAAUGAAAAGAAGGAUGUUAAGCCGCUCCCUAUAGUAACGAAAAGCGAAAAUAAAUCUACAAAUCUAGAGAACACAACAGAUAAGAUAAUAGAGUCUACUGAAGGUAACAAUGAGUCCGCAACAGGUGAGGGAAAAAAGCAACAAACUAAAAAUAGUGGUAAAGAAAAACGACCAGAGUGGGAUAUGUUUGCAGACCAAGAUGUAGAUUCAAAGUUCGAUUCACCAAAUACAAUUGUUCAUAACAAAAACCAAAUUGAAAACCCGGCACUUACUGAUAAUUGGGACGAUGCAGAAGGAUACUAUCGCGUGCGUAUUGGCGAAACAUUAGAUAAUCGUUACACAGUUUCUGGCUACACAGGUCAAGGUGUAUUUAGUAAUGUUGUAAGAGCACGUGACCAGGCACGUGGAAAUGCUAAUGUUGCUGUUAAAAUCAUACGCAAUAAUGAAAUAAUGCAUAAAACGGGUUUACGAGAAUUGGAGAUACUAAAAAAACUAAACGAUGCAGAUCCAGAAGAUCGCUUCCACUGCUUACGCUUGUACAGGCAUUUUUUUCAUAAGCAGCAUCUCUGUAUGGUUUUUGAACCACUUGCUAUGAAUCUACGGGAGGUCUUGAAAAAAUAUGGUAAAAAUGUGGGACUGCAUAUAAAGGCAGUUCGUAGUUAUACUCAGCAAUUGUUCCUUGCACUUAAACUACUUAAAAAAACUGGAAUACUACAUGCCGAUAUUAAACCGGAUAAUAUAUUAGUGAACGAAAACAAUUUAAUUCUGAAACUUUGUGAUUUUGGAUCGGCAUCAACUAUAAAUGAUAAUGAUAUCACACCCUAUCUGGUUUCGCGUUUCUAUCGUGCGCCCGAAAUAAUAUUGGGCAUACCGUAUGACUACGGCAUAGAUAUGUGGUCAGCUGGUUGUACUAUAUAUGAGCUAUAUACUGGUAAAAUAUUGUUUAGUGGCAAGAGCAAUAAUCAAAUGCUAAAAUACUUUAUGGAUCUUAAAGGUAAGAUGCCAAAUCGACUAAUACGUAAAGGGCAGUUUAAGGACUUACAUUUUGACCAAAGCUGUAGUUUUCUGUAUCAUGAAAUUGAUAAGUUAACUGAAAGGGAAAAAAUUGUUGUUAUGCCAGUGGUUAAGGCUAGUCGGAAUCUUCCACAGGAAUUGGUAGCAGACCAAAAUUUGCCUGACGAUCAACACAGAAAAGUUGGACAGCUUAAGGACCUCUUGGAUAACAUGUUUGCGCUUGAUCCCGCGAAACGUAUUUCAUUGAAUCAGGCAUUGACACAUCCAUUUAUACAAGAGAAGAUGUAGAUGCAGAGAUAUUACAAAGAUAUUCGAUUGCUUCGAUGAAACGAUAUUAACUGCAAGGAGUUCAAUGUAAUUUGCCUCUCAAGAACACAAAUGCUGAGUUUUAAGCUUUAAGUAUAAUUAUUUUGUUAUUAUGAAAUUAAAGAAAACAAACAUAAAAUUUAACUUGACGAUAGUAAGAAUUUUGUUAACGGAAAUGUGUUUGGGAAAACAUAUUGCUGGACUGUAAAUUUGUAAUGAGAACUCUUGUAUUUUAGGCUAUAUUUUCUCACUAAUACUAAACGUAAUUCAAAAUGUAAUUUACUUUAAAUUGUAAGCCCAUUCAAUUUUGUAAAAGAGUGUCGACUAGACAUUUUUUUUAUUAACAUUGACACUAACAUAAAUUAUUAAACGAUAAACUCAGUUAAUGUGUAAAUGAAGUAUCUUUUAUUAAUUUUGUUAAUUGGAAUUACUUCUAACAGAACAUAAGUUUGUUAUUUUUCUAUUUUCUCAAUCUUAAAUCAUUGUUG
Molecule: messenger RNA, 3627 nt
Organism: Teleopsis dalmanni
Lineage: Eukaryota; Metazoa; Arthropoda; Insecta; Diptera; Diopsidae
Gene: Prp4k
Product: serine/threonine-protein kinase PRP4 homolog
Exons: 9
Coding region: 308-3121 (937 amino acids)
Biological process (GO): peptidyl-threonine phosphorylation; peptidyl-serine phosphorylation; mRNA cis splicing, via spliceosome
Molecular function (GO): protein serine/threonine kinase activity; ATP binding
Source: RefSeq, a predicted model, not a curated record